This is a messenger RNA of Erpetoichthys calabaricus (reedfish), 1901 nucleotides long. Its product is annotated as DNA mismatch repair protein Msh3-like. Gene Ontology annotation, molecular function: mismatched DNA binding; ATP binding; ATP-dependent DNA damage sensor activity. Bases 44 to 667 code for a protein of 207 amino acids. Lineage: Eukaryota; Metazoa; Chordata; Cladistia; Polypteriformes; Polypteridae. Gene Ontology annotation, biological process: mitotic recombination; mismatch repair; somatic recombination of immunoglobulin gene segments. Gene Ontology annotation, cellular component: nucleus. The transcript is spliced from 5 exons. The record is from RefSeq and is a predicted model, not a curated record.
UGACACUAUCUGAAGAAACUGCUGAAGAAUACAAAGAAGGGAUAUGCCAGAAAUCAAUAAAAUGGGAGCAGCUGACAAUAUUUAUAAGGGAAGAAGCACUUUCAUGGAAGAGCUUUCUGAGGCCUCUGAAAUCUUGUUCAAAGCAUCUUCACACUCACUUGUUAUCCUUGAUGAGCUUGGUCGUGGGACAAGCACUCAUGAUGGCAUUGCCAUUGCAUAUGCCACUCUAGAGUAUUUCAUCAAACAAGUGAAAUCUCUAACACUUUUUGUGACUCAUUAUCCUUUGCUAUGUGAACUGGAAAAGCAGUACCCUAAAAAUGUUAGCAACUUUCACAUGGCUUUCCUGUUAAAUGAACCGGAGAGUAAAGACCAAGAGACAUCAGAUGAUCUGCAGCCAGAGUUUAUCACUUUCCUCUAUUUGCUAACAAGGGGAGCAGCUGCAAGAAGUUAUGGGCUCAAUGUAGCCAAAUUAGCUGGGAUCCCAGAUAAAAUACUUCAGACUGCUGCCUUCAAAUCAAAAGAACUGGAGAACUCAAUAAAUUCAAAAAGAAAUCUACAGAAAUCCCUAACUGAAGUUUGGAGAAUUGAUGACAGAGAAGGCUUAAAGGACUGGCUUCUUUCCAAUUCAUUGUUCACUUCUGUAUUCUCCAAUCCCCACACACCAUAAACUUACACAAUUUGUGUGAUUGCAGAUCAGCCAUAAUGACAGCCUUUUUGUAACAGUUGAAAUUAUAUAAUGUUGUGCAGAAAAAAUAAUGACCUUUUCAAUCUUUGGAGUAUUGAUCUUCAGCUUUUGAACUAACCAUUUGCUGUGUCAGGAUUAUUACUGGUCUUUUUAAAAUGUUUUUGCUGCAAUUAAAAAAAUCUAUAACAGUAUACUGUAAAGAAUUCACUGAGAGUCACUUUACAGUAUGCUGUUUACCUGCCAAUAGUUUUUCCUGAUCUUGGAUGUUGGACACUGUUUUUUAAGCGAUUAAAACUUGAAAUCAAUGUUUUAAAUCAAUGCAAAAGACCUGGGAAGCUUUUUGCAGACUGUCAAAUUAGAGUAAGUGAAAAUGGGUAAUACGAAAUGUCAUAAUUGUAAGUAAAUAAACACAUACAUGCUGAAAUAAAGUUAUUGAAUUUACAGUAUGUAUUUAUUUUUGUAUUAAUUGGGAAAAAAAGUCUUAAAAUGGCAAGUGAACAAUGAAGAAACAGCAAGCAGCAUUAUUUUUUAAAUCCAGUUAACAGUGAGAAACAAUAAUUUGAAUUGAAAACUUGUUUGCAUGCAUUUUAAACCAAAGUACCUUAGCUAUAUUUAGUCUAACCAUUUUCAGCCUCAAUGUUUUAUUUAUUUCUUGCAAUUUAUUUGUCAUUUAUUAAUUUCUUGAAAUCAUUAACUGUUUUUGUUACGGGGAGGUUCAGUGGCUAGCAAUGCUGUGUCACAGAUCCAGCAUCCUGGGUUCAAAUCAUGCGUCCAGUUGUUUGAGAGGACUUUGCUCACAGGAGCUGGUGGCAGUAUUUCAUCUACCUACCCUAAGAUGUAUGUUUAGGCGGAUUAGUGACUGUAUAUUGGCUACAAUAGAAAUGUGUGUUAGCAAUUGUGGGACUUUAUUUUGAAUUAAGUGCAUUUGACAGUGUAUUUGUGUUUGUUUGCAUGAGUAGAACUUUCAAAUUUUUAUCAUCACCCAUAUAAUAAAAUCCAAGAUUUGAACUGAAUAUCUUGUGAGCAGUCUCGUUCCCCAGACAAGUCACCUCCGGAUUUCUUCCUUUGGGGAGCAGUGUACAAGAACAAGCCUCAUACACUGGAACAAUUACAGCAAAACACUGAACAUGAAAUUGCUGCUAUCACCCCUACAUUAGAAUCUUCCUAUAUAAUAAUAGAAGUGUGGACACAGAAGUCAUAGUAAAGCAAAUUAUAA